Molecule: messenger RNA, 1743 nt
Organism: Dovyalis caffra
Lineage: Eukaryota; Viridiplantae; Streptophyta; Magnoliopsida; Malpighiales; Salicaceae
Source: the annotation of a GenBank genome assembly
AUGUCGAAAUCUCCCACGGUGAGAUAUUAUGAAAGAACUCAAGUUAACAAUACGGAAAAUUCAAAGAAAACCAGGCCAAAAGAUUUAGAAGAGUUUAUAAUACUUGACUGGAGAAUGAACGGCAAAAAGGGUAGCGUUGAGAUCAACAUUCCACCAGCAGCUACCAAAUCCAAGCUGCCUGAUAUCCGCAAAGAAGGCGGCAUUGGAGCAUUCUCCUCCUUUAAAGCUUGGAUUUGGAGUGUAUGGGAUUUUGCCAAAGAAGAUAGCAACAGAGUGAUAUUCUCAUUGAAAGUUAGCCUAGCUGUUCUUCUAGUGUCUUUGCUUAUACUGUUCCAAGCACCUUAUGAUAUAUUCGGCACCAAUAUCAUCUGGUCCAUCCUCACUGUCGCUAUCAUGUUCGAAUACACAGUUGGUGCAACUUUUAAUCGAGGAUUCAACAGAGCUCUUGGAAGCUUGCUUGCUGGAAUAUUGGCUAUUGCAGUUGCUCAGUUAGCUCUACGGUCCGGCCGGGUUGCCGAGCCUAUCAUAAUUGGCAUUAGCAUCUUUCUGAUUGGGGCUGUUACAUCAUUCAUGAAAUUAUGGCCAUCGCUUGUGCCAUAUGAAUAUGGCUUCAGGGUCAUACUCUUUACCUACUGCUUGAUCAUAGUCUCUGGGUAUCGGAUGGGGAAUCCAAUAACAACUUCAAUGGAUCGACUGUACUCUAUUGCCAUUGGAGGAUGUGUAGCAGUCCUAGUGAAUGUGUUUGUUUUUCCUAUAUGGGCUGGGGAGCAAUUGCACAAGGAACUUGUCAACAGCUUUAACUCAGUAGCUGACUCUCUUGAAGAAUGUGUGAAGAAAUAUUUGGAAGAUGAUGGGCUAGAUCAUCCAGAGUUCUCCAAGACUGUAAUGGAUGAAUUUCCAGACGAGCCAAAUUACAGGAGAUGCAAAAGAACCCUGAAUUCCUCUGCAAAACUUGAAUCCUUGGCUAUCUCUGCGAAAUGGGAGCCACCACAUGGCAGGUUUCGCCACUUCUUCUAUCCAUGGUCAGAGUAUGUUAAAGUUGGAGCGGUUCUACGAUAUUGUGCUUAUGAAGUCAUGGCACUUCAUGGUGUUUUACACUCUGAGAUUCAGGCACCUUACAACCUCCGAUUUACAUUCCACUCAGAGAUUCAGGAAGCAGCAACAAAUGCUGCUGAGCUAGUGAGGAGAUUGGGCAAAGACAUUAGCAGCAUGAAGAGAAGCCUCAAAACCUCACUACUUAAGAAGGUUCAUAGCUCGACGGAGCGUCUUCAACGAGCCAUAGACAUGCACUCUUAUCUCCUAACAUCUAAUUUUGAUAAUCCUGACAACUCUUUCAAACCACUUACCAAGCUCUCUCAGACCUUUUCAACCACCCUCUAUGACCUCUCGAAUCCAUUAACUGAGUUUGACAGCAACAGUACAGAAAAGGACUCGAAUGAAGCAAACCAAAAUGUGCCUUCAGGGACGACUCCUCCACAACAGACAGAGUCCUACCAUGAGAUGAUGAGGAAGCAGUCAAGAAGACUCCAUUCAUGGCCAUCAAGGGAAGUGGAUGCUUUUGAAGAAGAAGGGGGUCUUAGUAUGGACUUUCUGCCCAGAAUGAAAGCAUUAGAGAGCACUGCAGCAUUGUCACUUGCCAAUUUUACUUCCUUACUCAUUGAGUUUGUUGCUAGGCUUGAUCACUUGGUUGAAGCAGUUGAUGAGCUUUCGAAGAUGGCCAAAUUCAAGCUUGAGGGUGUAUAG